AUGGCCUCUUUUCUCCCGACUGGAAAGCCCCUGGUUUACCUGAUUACCGUGACAUGUUCUGCCGGUUUCCUCAACUUUGGUUACGACCAGGGUGUAUUCGCGGGCUCUCUGGUGUCCCAUUACUACCUUACCACGUUCGGGCCAAACCCGGAGACGCCGCCUGAUGCGUCAACUCAAGGAACAACGAGCGCGUUGUUCGAUAUCGGCGGAGCGGUGGGCGCGCUCGCCGUAAUGUUCAUCGGUGCGAUCCUUGGUAGAAGACGGACAAUUCAGGUCGGAUGUGUCCUAGUCGUCGUCGGCGCGAUACUCCAAGCGACAAGCAGCACGCUAGGGCAGUUAAUUGCUGGACGGCUUGUCACGGGUCUUGGAGUCGGUAUACAGACAACCACUGUACCCAACUACUUAGCCGAGUGUACCCCGGCUGCCAGCCGUGGAGCUCAUAUGGCCAUAGAGAUCUGUUUCUGUGCCCUCGGGCUUUUCUUAGCGCAGUGGAUCAACUACUCACAAGCAGACUCCGAAUCUCAUUUCGCGUUCUCCUUCCCACUAGCCUUCCAAGUCGUAUUUGUAGUCUUCACCGGAUUCUUUUGUUUCGUCUUACCAGAGUCUCCUCGAUGGCUCGUCUCCAAAGGACGUAUAGAGGAAGCGGAACAGGUGGUCAUGCGACUGCUGGGCGAAGGAGCUACAUCGGAGACGCCAGAAGUUAGGCAAAUGAUGACCGAGAUGAUAGAGGCUGAGGAGCUGGAGACUCGGGGCGGUGCAAAAAACAGGUUUAAGCAGCUGUUCACGAGUGGCCCGACCCAGAAUGCCAGACGCGUCGGACUUGCUUGCCUCGUUGCCAUCGGACAGCAAGCUACUGGUGUCAACGCUGUCACAUAUUAUGUCCCUACUCUACUCCAGAAGUACUUGAAGGUCGGGAGACAUGGCAGCCUAUUGAUCGGAGGCUUCUUCUCCGUCGUUUCUUUCGUCUUCACCCUUCCCACUAUCGUUCUUAUCGAUAAGAUUGGACGGAUUGCGCUCUUCAUCAUUGGCUGCGCUAUACAGGCCAUUUGCUGGAUCAUCAUUGCAGCGCUGAUCCCGACAGCUCCAGAGGGAUCGAGCGUCUUCGGCGGUGUCAUUGUGGCGUUUAUCUUCGUCUUUUUCGCAUCUUACAGUACCUGCUGGCUAGCCACGUCGUGGGCGUAUGGCGCAGAGGUCCUACCGUUGAAUAUCCGGUCCGACGGACUCGGGUUCGCCGGUGUAUGGGUGUGGUUCUUCAACUUCGUAAUCGUCGAGUGGACACCGUCGGCUAUCGAGGAUAUCGGAUACAAAUACUACAUUAUCCUGGCUGUCUUCAAUGUUGCCAUGAUCCCGAUAUUCUACUUCUUCGCGCCCGAGACGAGAGGAAAAACCCUGGAGCAGAUGGACUUCUACUUUGCGUCGAAGUAUGGUGGACAGGCCGCUUUGGAGGCUGUGGAGGCUGAGCACCGAGUCCAGGAUAAGAACGGUAGUGUGCGGACGGAGGAGCUGGAGAAGGUCUCUGAUCCUGCCUAACUUGGCGGUUGUAACACCUGGGGUCAAUGGAAGCUUUAUGAAUGCUAAUUGUUCGUCCAUGAUGACCGUGUAGGUUAUGCAGAAAUGACC
Messenger RNA from Gloeophyllum trabeum ATCC 11539, 1620 nucleotides. RefSeq names its product general substrate transporter. Gene Ontology annotation, biological process: carbohydrate transport; transmembrane transport. Gene Ontology annotation, molecular function: carbohydrate:proton symporter activity. The record is from RefSeq and is a predicted model, not a curated record. The transcript has 16 exons. NCBI's taxonomy places the organism in Eukaryota, Fungi, Basidiomycota, Agaricomycetes, Gloeophyllales, Gloeophyllaceae. Bases 1 to 1530 code for a protein of 509 amino acids. Gene Ontology annotation, cellular component: membrane.